Molecule: messenger RNA, 2712 nt
Organism: Homarus americanus (American lobster)
Lineage: Eukaryota; Metazoa; Arthropoda; Malacostraca; Decapoda; Nephropidae
Product: lactosylceramide 1,3-N-acetyl-beta-D-glucosaminyltransferase A-like
Cellular component (GO): membrane
Molecular function (GO): hexosyltransferase activity
Source: RefSeq, a predicted model, not a curated record
GCGCCGCCACGGUGUGACGUGUGUUGUGCCGCUCUCGUCCCCGCCUGCCUGCUUGUGUGGCGGCGGACAGCCUCACUCCAGAGUCGCCUCCGUCUUCAAGUCUCCCACACGCGACCAUGGCCACACCUGAGCCUUCGUCUGGUGUGCUGCCUCCUGGGGCUACAUAAUAUAUAUAAAGUAGCCCUGUCUGGAGUGUAGUCUUCGAGGAGAAGUGAAUAAAUUGACUAAAAUAGCACUGCGAUGAAAACACACAAAGUGUCUACUGUGUAAAAUAUUGACACGUCUGGUACACAGAGUCAGAAUUCACCUUAUGGCCUACAUGUAACGUGAUGUCAAACACUUGGUGAUAAUCUACACCAUAAUAAAUAACAAAAUUGUGUGAUAUAUUUUGUGAUGAUACAGCGAGGGAAACAAAGGCACAAGUAGAAGACAAUAAUUGGUGCUUUAGUGAGGGAUUUGUUUUACUGAAAAGUUGGAUGUGUUUAUAACACAACAACGGGGAAAUCUUACACCAGUACCAAGUGUGUUGGGCUGGCAGGACUCUUCCCCUCAGCGCCAUGAUGCUGCAGCUGACGGCGGAAGGAUCUAUCACCUGCAGACAACUCUUGUGUUCCUCUUAGUUAUGACAGUUGGUGUGCCAACAUGAAGUUCUUGUUCAGGAAGAAGUGGAAACGUGGCAAGACUUACUCGGAGAAGCUUCCCUGGGUCGUUAUACAGACUGACUUGCUGGAGGCUCGCCUGGGUAGCAGCUCCAGUAGAGGCAGCAGCAGAAGCAGCAGCAGGUGCAGCAGCAGAAGCAACAGCCCAUGCCCGGACUCUGAGAAUGGUGGAGGUAGUGAGUGGUGUGGUCGGUGGUGUGGGCGGUGGUGUGGGUGGUUAUGUGUGGUGAGGCUGGCACAGUUCUCCCUCUGCCUCACUCUGGUUGCCGCCGCCACCCACCUCAUCAUCGCUGCUUUCACCUCAAUGCUCAUAGCGACGCCCACUCCCCGCCCACGCCCGCCUGUGCCAUCCCUACCAGAGCACCAGUUGCCACGGCCUGAACCAUCCAAACUGCUAGACUUGCACGACUUCCACUACGUGCAGGAGGCGGGCGAGGUGUGCUCCCCUGCACGACUGUUCUUCGUUUUCCUGGUCCACUCCCGCCCUGACCACUUCCGGCAGAGGCAGGCCAUCAGAGCCACAUGGGGUGGCCACAAGGACCUUGAUGGCGGGUGGGCGGCUCGCACCGUCUUCCUACUGCAGUGCGGGUGGGCGGCUCGCACCGUCUUCCUACUGGGACAGGGCAGUGGGGGCGGCGGAGAGGCGGGGGAAGAGGACGGCAUGGGCGGUCUGGAGGUAAGAGAGUUAGUGGAGCAGGAGGCAAGGCGUCAUGGGGACCUCGUUGUGGGCAGCUUCACCGACCACUACCACAACCUCACGUACAAGCACGUCAUGGCGCUGCGUUGGGCCGCCGACCACUGCGCCCACGCCACCUACCUUGUCAAGGCCGACGAUGACGCCUUCAUAGACGUACCGGCGCUGAGAGCGCUGCUAGGGCGCACCUUCCCUCUCCCCCCUCCCCGCCGCACCCUUGCCUGCAACGUCCUGCCAGCUGGGACACAGCCGCAGCGAACAGGCAAGUGGGCGGUGAGCGAGGUGGGCUACCCGUGGCCCGAGUACCCGCGGUACUGCGCUGGCCUGGCCUACGUGGCCACUCCUGACCUGGCAGACAAAUUGUCCCGUGUGGCGGAGGCGGGUGUGGCGACCAGGAUCUGGGUGGACGACGUGUGGGUGACGGGGCUGUUGGCAGAGUCGCUGAGCCUCCAGCCUCACUACCUCAAUCUACGUUACUCCUUCGACCACAACGAAAUGGCGGCGUGGGCGACCCGAGCCAAGCCCGCCGCCCCGCCUCCAUACAUCUUCGCUCAUCUCGACCCAGCCUGCCCGGACUGGCGACCCACACUACACACUCUCUGGCACCACGCCCUCUCCGCCCACCAUGUCUCUUCCACCACGCCCACGCCCUCGAGUACCUCCACAACAUCUCGGUCUAGAUAGUGUCAGCUGCACAUACCACUGUUGAAUUAUGUACAAAUACCCAUCGCACCGCUCAGUGACUCCAGGACUACUGUGCUCUCAUCCACACAUCCUUCCCAGUGUCAUCUGUGUAAAAUAGAGAAAAUAUGAAUUACCAUGUUCCACUGUGUGCCAUUUUGUUACAUACGCGCGCACACAUACACACACUCCCCUACACACAUACACACACAGACAUUCUCCUAACAUAAAUACACCCAUUGGUACCGCAAAGCGCACAUGCAGAACGCCCCCCACACACACACGCGUUAAGCUACACAUGCAUACGUAACGUGCUUAUUUGUGUAUAUUUGUAAAUAACGACAGAAAUAUUCGGAAAUGUUUCUAUCAAACGAAUUGUCACAAUUCUGUGCCAAACGAAUAAGUGUCCUGAAGGUGGCCACAUCACCCGCCGCACCCCACUACGGUCCUGGAGGCCACACCCCUAAGGCCACAUCCCUAUCCACGCCACUGGACACACGGCAGGAAAUACUCCAAUAGUGAGACAAUAGCGAGGAGGUCAACAUGACUGACGACUACUGGAGUUUGUUCUGUGUCCCAGGUGUCGUGUACACAAUAACACACACAUACAUACAAACACAUGGACACAUAUACAUACAUACAGUAGACACAUAAACACUGGCAUAUGUAUUCACACAC